AUGGCUCCCAUUACCUUUUUUCAAAGCAUUUGUAAAAAACGCUGGUUUUUUUGCUGGUUUGGAUUACCAGCAAGCGGUUUUUUGGAGGAAAAACCAGCAAAAACCAGCAUGCUGGUACCAGCAAUGAGCAACCCUACUUUCAAGGGCGCAAACUUGGCGCAAAACUCUCCUUUUCAAAAAGAAUCUAUAAAAGAAUAUCUUAAGAUACUUAUUUAA
Molecule: messenger RNA, 216 nt
Organism: Clunio marinus
Lineage: Eukaryota; Metazoa; Arthropoda; Insecta; Diptera; Chironomidae
Source: the annotation of a GenBank genome assembly